This is a messenger RNA of Paramecium sonneborni, 451 nucleotides long. Lineage: Eukaryota; Ciliophora; Oligohymenophorea; Peniculida; Parameciidae. The record is from the annotation of a GenBank genome assembly.
AUUCAAAUGUACUCUACCCUUUCUAUUAAUUCUAAAGAUAGCUUAGAAGAAUUCCUAUCUUUAUAUCAUUGUAAAGAUCCACAUUAAAAAACUCUCUUAAAAAAAGAAAGGGAAAUCAUUCAAUACCUAAAAUCACUUGGUCUUCAAAUGAAAACAGAUCCACUUCUUAAAUAUCAACAAAAAAAUAAGUAUUCAAUUAUUCUAUCUAGUAUUGUAUUCCAAAGUAAUAACUCCUUAGAUCAAGAGAUAGUAUUAGAAAAAAAAGAAUCUGAAGAUGACUAUGAAGAUGACUAUGAAGAUGACUAUGAAGAAAAGGAACUAGUAAUUUCCAACAAUCCUAUUAUUUAAAAAAGAAAUAGUUAAAAACUAAUUAGAGUUUUCUCUUUUGAGAACAAUAACAAUAAUUCAUUCGAUAAUGAAUAGUAGAACUCCUCAUUGGUAUCAACAUGAU